Messenger RNA from Chelmon rostratus (copperband butterflyfish), 1221 nucleotides. RefSeq names its product RAD51 paralog C (gene rad51c). Gene Ontology annotation, cellular component: Rad51C-XRCC3 complex; replication fork; Rad51B-Rad51C-Rad51D-XRCC2 complex. The coding region runs from base 45 to 1145 and encodes 366 amino acids. NCBI's taxonomy places the organism in Eukaryota, Metazoa, Chordata, Actinopteri, Chaetodontiformes, Chaetodontidae. Gene Ontology annotation, molecular function: crossover junction DNA endonuclease activity; ATP binding; ATP hydrolysis activity. The record is from RefSeq and is a predicted model, not a curated record. Gene Ontology annotation, biological process: meiotic DNA recombinase assembly; DNA repair; reciprocal meiotic recombination. The transcript is spliced from 4 exons.
GGAUGAUUUGAAGUGAAAGCUAAAGUUAUCAGAUAUCAUUGAAGAUGCAGCGAUUGGUGUCUAGUCUGUGUCUGAAUCCCAGUGUGAAAGUUAAACUGGUGAGCGCAGGUUUCCAGUUCACCGCAGACCUGCUGCACCUCAAACCGCCGCAGCUCAGCGAAGAGGCCAGUCUGUCCCUGCAGGAGGCGGUGGAGGUGCUGCAGGCUGUGAGGAGAGAGGGAGGAGGUGAUGAAGCAGCAGCAGCAGCAGCAGGAGGAGGAGGGUCAGCCUCUCUGACAGCUCUGGAGCUCCUGCAGAAGGAGGAGGAGGAGAUGAGGAGCAUUGUGACGUUCUCCUCUCAGCUGGACGCUGCACUUGGAGGAGGACUUCCACUCGGGAAAACGACAGAAAUCUGUGGAGCCCCAGGAGUCGGAAAAACACAACUGUGCCUGCAGCUGGCAGUGGACGUCCAGGUCCCUCAGUGUUUCGGGGGUGUCGGAGGUCAGGUGGUCUACAUCGACACUGAGGGCACCUUCCUGGUUCAGAGAGUCGUAGACAUUGCAGCUGCCGCUGUCCGACACUGCUCCUUAUUGGUCGAAGACGAUGAGCAACGAGUCGCCAUGGAGAACUUCACGGUGGAAACCAUCCUGUCCAAUAUGUUCCUGGUGCGUUGCAAUGACUACAUGGAGCUGCUGGCCGAGCUCCACCUGCUGCCUGACUUCCUGUCUGACCACCCUAAGGUCCGCCUCCUGGUGAUCGACAGUGUGGCGUUUCCGUUCCGGCAGCACUUUGACGAUCUGUCGCAGAGGACACGCCUCCUCAACGGCCUCGCCCAGCAGCUCAUCUCAAUGGCAACCUGCCACGAAAUUGCCGUGGUGAUAACCAACCAGAUGACCACCCGCCUGCGGGCUGGCCAAUCACAGCUGGUCCCCGCCCUCGGAGAGAGCUGGGGCCACGCCCCCACCAUCAGGCUCCUCCUAUCCUGGGCAGGGCCACGGCGGCUGGCUGCCAUCUUUAAAUCUUCAGGUCACAUGGACUCCAGCGUCCAAUACCAGAUCACCUCUGAGGGAUUCAGAGACAUUGACCAAUCAGCGCAACCACAGAGCAAACGGCCCCGGACAGACACCGACCAAUCAGCUGCCAGCCCAAGGGACACGAGCUGCUGAUUGUUCAGAGACUGUCAGCUAAUCAGAGGCUGGGCUGAAUUUGUUUAACUCUCUGCUUCUGCUUCUGUUUUUUUUU